GAGGAGUUCCGAAGCUGACCCAAUUUUGCCUCAUGAUUUGGACUAACUGAUACCGCUGCACCGCUUUCAGUUUUCAAGAUUUGUUCCUAAUUCAACAAAUAGUGAAAUUAUGGAUAAAAAGUUCACCGAAGAAGAGGCCACCCUUUAUGAUCGUCAAAUUCGUUUGUGGGGUCUGGACGCUCAAAAGCGGCUACGCAAUGCCCGCAUUCUCGUUUGCGGUAUGAGCGGCUUGGGAGCUGAAGUGGCCAAGAAUCUGGUUUUAGCUGGGGUCAAGUCUCUUACCAUGUUGGACCAGGUCAACCUCACCCUUGAGCACUGCCAAUCCAAUUUUCUGGCUCCUCGAGAUCAGGUUGGCAAGAAUAGAGCUGAAGCCAGUUUGAAUCGCCUCCAAAAUUUGAACCCCAUGGUUCAGGUCUCGGCUGAGGUGGGUGAUGUAGAUGCCAAGGAUCGCGAGUAUUUCAAGGACUUUGACAUUGUCCUGGUGACAUCGGCCAUGAAGGACACGCUCAUUAAAGUCAACGGAUUCUGCCGUGAUCUCGGGAUCAAGUUUUUAUCCGGUGACGUGUUUGGAUUCUUUGGCUAUGCAUUUAUGGACCUGGUUGAGCACGAAUUCGUGGAGGAGGUGAUGAAGAGUUCGAAUUCGGAUUUGGAUGCGGAUGAGCCGGUCAAGAAGAGACCAAAGAAAGAUGCCGAGGGCGAGCAAGAAGAAGAAGAAAGUAAGACGAAAAUGGUCAAGACAAUCAUGUCAUUCGUGCCCUUGGAAAAAUCUCUGGCCUCUGAUUGGAGCCAGGAAGCAUACAAGAAGCGAAUCAAGCGAAUGGACCCCUCAUUUUUUGUGCUCCACGUCCUGUAUGAGUUUCAAUCACGUGAAGGUCGCCACCCUCUUUUAGAGCAUGAAGAAGGCGACUUGAAAACACUCAAAUCCUUGGGCGAAUCCAUCACUCAAAAGUUCAAUCUCCCGGAAACUAAAAUUCCCGAGGCUAUUUAUCCGAUGCUCUUCUCGGAAAUCAGCCCUUCGGCCGCAAUUGUGGGCGGUAUCCUGGCCCAAGAGAUCAUUAAGAUCAUCUCAAAUCGGGACGCACCUCAUAACAAUUUCUUCUUCUUCAACCCCUUGGAAACGGCAGGAAUCGUUGAAAAAGUCGGAUAUUAAAAGUGCCUGAAGAGCAGUAUUACUAAGAUAAAAAAUGAAUAAACAAAACACGCCUAUA
Messenger RNA from Tigriopus californicus, 1208 nucleotides. It is a transcript of the gene Aos1, whose product is annotated as SUMO-activating enzyme subunit 1-like. The transcript has 5 exons. Gene Ontology annotation, molecular function: SUMO activating enzyme activity. The record is from RefSeq and is a predicted model, not a curated record. The coding region runs from base 110 to 1150 and encodes 346 amino acids. Gene Ontology annotation, biological process: protein sumoylation. Gene Ontology annotation, cellular component: cytoplasm; SUMO activating enzyme complex. NCBI's taxonomy places the organism in Eukaryota, Metazoa, Arthropoda, Copepoda, Harpacticoida, Harpacticidae.